AUGCGGAAGAACGCCAAGCCUGCGCGGGUCGCGCGGGCGCUGCCGCCGCACCAGGCCUUGCUGCUCCUCAAGGCAGGAAACGAACGCUUCGUGCGCGGUCGGCCCAUGGCGGACAAGAUGGACAACUUGACGCGGAAGCAGAAUUUCGAGCUCGUGAACGCACCCCACACGGCGGUCAUCGGCUGUGCCGACUGUAAGGUGCCCCUGGAGACGAUCUUUGACGCCAUGCCCGGGGACAUCUACUCCCUGCGGAAUGCAGCCAACACCUGCACACAUGCGGAGGGGAGCAUGAUGGGGAGCUUGGAGUUCUGCUCCGCCACCUUAGGGAGUCGUCUCAUCCUCGUCUUGGGCCACACGGAGUGCAAGGCCCUGAUCAGCGCCACACGGACCUACUUUGAAGCGCGGGCGGCCGGCAAGAGGUGCACAGGCCUCAAGGGUUUGCUGGGGGAGCUCACGCAGACUGCGGAGAAGACGGCCAAGACCAUGCCCGACGCUUCCUGCGAGGAGGUGGCCGCCCAGGCUGUGAGGACCAACAUCUUGAACACCAUGAACUUUUUGCUCCAGUUUAGUGAGGUGCUUCGAGAUCGUGUCCGUAAUGGGCAGUUGGAGAUUGUGGGCGGCCUCUUUGAUCUCCAGACAGGCAGGGUCGAGUUCCUGGGGCCCUCUCCCAAUCAGGCGGCCUUGGUGGAUCCCAUGGCCUCCAAGAUCCCCAGGGUCUUGCCCUUUGACACCCUGACCUCCCAGCAGACGCCAGUUGACGUCCACGAGCCGCACGAGAGCACCAAAGCCUCGCCGGCAGCAUCCCUCCGGAAGCUGCAGGAGGGCAACGCCCGGUUUUCCUUGGGCAACUCCCAGCUCCCCAAGCAGGACAUGCGCAAGGCGCUGGCCAGCUGCCCCCAGGCCACCCACAGCGCCAUCGUGGGCUGCGCGGACGCGCGCACGCCCAUCGACAGCAUCUUCGACGCCAUGCCAGGGGAGCUCUUUGUGGUGAAGAAUGCGGGGAACACCUGCUCGCAGGCCGAGGGCAGUGUCAUCGGGAGCCUCGAGUUCUGCACCUCUAAGUUAGACACGCCCCUCAUCCUCGUCUUGGGCCACACGGACUGCAGCGCCAUGGCCGGAGCGACCCGGAUGUUUCUGGCCUCGGAGACGGGAAAAUCCCGUGAGUCCCUUGGACCGGCCCUGGAUGGCCUGCUGCAGGACCUGAUCGCCGUGAUCUCCAGGGCCAGGGCCCUCUACCCGAAGGCCAAUGCCGAGGAACUGGCUCACCAGGCGGUGAAGCUCAACGUGGACAACACCAUGGAGUUCCUCCUCCGCAGCGAGGCGCUGAAGGAGCUCGUGCGACGCGGGGACCUGGAGAUCCAAGGAGGCAUCUACCAAGCCGAGAUGGGCUGCGUGGAGUUCGUUGGGCACUGCAGCCGACAGGCCGAGCUCCUCGCCUUGGAAGAGGCCGUGCCCCGACGCGAGGACUCCUCCGCCUCUGACAGCUCCUCCGGGGCGCCUCCGGCCGAAGUGGCGCUGAAGCUCCUGCAGGAGGGGAACGGGCGCUUCGUGGGCGGCACUGCGGUGGCCAACCGCAUCAGCCCGGAGGUUCGGAAGAACAUGGACACCACCCAGCCGCCCCACACGGCGAUCAUCGGCUGCGCCGACUCACGGGUUCCCAUGGAGACCAUCUUCGAUGCCCUGCCCGGGGACCUCUUCGUGCUCCGCAACGCAGGAAACACCUGCACCCACGCACAGGGGAGCAUGGUCAGCAGCUUGGAAUUUUGUAUCGACAAGCUGCAGACCAAGCUGGUGCUUGUGCUGGGACACACCCAGUGCGAUGCCCUCGAGCGUGCCGCGGAAGCCCACCGAUGCCCCAAAACCGACCAGCGCGGCAAGGCCUCGGAUGAUUUGGUCGAAAGCAUCUUCGUCAGCACAGCCGCCGCCACGGCGGAGCUGGGACCUGCCGCUUCCACCGAAGAGGUAGCCGGCCUAGCGACGAAGUGGAACGUCUUCCACACCAUGCAGUGCCUUUUCGAGUACAGCUCGACCAUCCGCGACAAGGUGCAGAAGGGCGACCUCGUGAUUCAGGGAGCAAUUUUUGACAGCCACACGCGCCAAGUACAGUUCGUGGGAUGCCCCGAGGCAGUGCUGAAAGGCUCCCUGGGCCAAGGGUUUAGGGUUUAG
This is a messenger RNA of Symbiodinium natans, 2166 nucleotides long. Lineage: Eukaryota; Dinophyceae; Suessiales; Symbiodiniaceae. The record is from the annotation of a GenBank genome assembly.